UCCCCCCUCCCUCCUGCCUGCCUCCCUCCCUCCCUCCCCGCCGCCGCCACGCCCCGAGCGGAUGGCGGCGCCGGCGGCACCCGCCGCGGCCGCACCCGCGUCCGCCAAGAAACCGAAGGAGCCGCGGCCCAGCGUCGCCGCCCAGAACCGGCGGCGGCAGAGGAUUCGCGCCGAGCUGCAAACGAAGGCGGUGAGCGAGGCGAGGUCUGGGCGCUGCAGCAGCAGCUGCUGGCGCCCGGCGCACCGGAGGACCUCAUGCGGGCGGCCCGCCCGCCUGCUGGAGCCCACCGCCUACGACGCGGUGGUGGAGGAGCGCUCGGUGGAGGGGCUGUGCGGGUUCCCGCCGUGCCAGGCGUCCGCCGCGACGACCGUGCCCGAGAAGAGGUGGACGAUCAAAUCGGGGUCGCGGGAGGUCUUCGCCACCAGCGAGGUGUGCAGAUUCUGCUCCCUCGCCUGCAUGCGGGAGAGCGGCGCCUACGCGCUGCGCCUCGAGCCCGACCCCGCGUACGUCCGGCCCGCUGCCGCGGUGGCCGCGGCCCGGAGCGCCACGGCGGCCGCCGCCGGCAGGCGCCAGUGCAGCGGCUCUCCGCGGUCCGCCGAGCCCGGCCGCGAGGGCCCCUUCGCGCCGCCGGCGCGGACCGCCCCUCCGGCGGAGGGCGUCGCCGCGGG
Prorocentrum cordatum is the source of this 669-nucleotide messenger RNA. The record is from the annotation of a GenBank genome assembly. Lineage: Eukaryota; Dinophyceae; Prorocentrales; Prorocentraceae.